This is a messenger RNA of Knipowitschia caucasica, 411 nucleotides long. The record is from the annotation of a GenBank genome assembly. Lineage: Eukaryota; Metazoa; Chordata; Actinopteri; Gobiiformes; Gobiidae.
AUGACAGUGUCGUUACUCAUUGGACAGAGGGGGGUCUUCGCGUCAUCCCACCAGCAGGGGGCGUGGCUUCUCUCUGACACCAACAUCAGCUGCAGAUUUAUGCAAAACAGCGAAGCGUCAUCCACCGUUAACGCUGCCGUCCGAACCCGUGAUCCAGGCCCUUAUUCCGCGGUACCGAGGCCCGAGCGGACUGGGAAUCGUGCGGAGGGUGUGACAGGAGCCCCGCGACCCCAGCAGAGGAGCUCCGCAGGCGCCAUGGAGACGGAUGGGGACCAGCAGAGAGCCUCGACCAAUGGCAGCGCAGCGUCAGGCACGAGCUCCCGCCCCUCUGCCAUGAACUCCAUGAGUCUGUACGAGCGCCAGGCCGUUCAGGUGAGUCCUCCCUCCAAGUCUGUGGUUCAUCUGCUAUAA